AUGUCGAGGAAAACUGAAAUCUUCAAUAUGGAGCUCACUAACAGAAAAUUGGAGGACGAGGUUCGAGAAGUGAUGAAGCACCUCCGAGAGGUUGAAGCAAACGUGAAGCAAUUGGAUGACGCGGAACUCGAAAGUAUAAAGCAGAUUGAAUACAACUUUGAUCUCAAGAAAAAGGAAUUGCAAGUUAAUCACGAUAAGAGACUCAUGGACUUGAAAGAGGCUUUGUCCCGUGAAAUCGACCUGACUGUGGAAGCGGUUGCAAAACGAGACCAAGAACAACGGCGAGCUCUUCAAGAGGACCUUAGUGCCUUCGAGGAAAAGAUACGAUUGACACAGAAGGAGAAAACUAGAAGACUCAUCCUGAUCAAAGAGGGUCAUGGUAGAGCACUACAUGAGCUUCUGACCAAGUUAGAUGAUGAAGCGAAUGAGACAAGGAAGAGAUCCUCCGAGUUGGGGGAAGCUUCGUCCGCUGUAUCUUCAAAAAUAAAAGACGUGCAGCGUUUCCUCGCCAGCGAGUUGCAACUCAAACAAGCUGCGUUAGAACAUGAAAUGACUGCUUUGGAAAAGAACUUCACAAGCAUGGAGAAGGACAAAAUUAGGAUUCAAGAGAAGAUCAAUGACACAGUUGCUGAGAUUGAGCAACAAAGAAACUCAAUCUCUAGUCACGUUGAUAACAUUGAGGGGUAUAAGAAAGAGACCACUGCAAUCAGUGAGCAAUUUCCAGCGCUCGAACAACAGAGACGAGUACUUCACGCAAAACUUCAUGACCUCAAGGGAAAUAUAAGGGUAUUUUGCAGGAUACGCCCGGAUGAAAGUGGCUCUUCUGCGAGAAUUGAGGCUUCUUCUCCUGAGAUUUUUGGUGACAACGGUAAGCAGGACCUUAUCGUCUCGAAAUCUGAGCCUACAUCACUGUGGAGCUACACAAAUGCUGCGCGUCAUGAUGCAAAUUCAUUUCAAUUCGAUAAAAUCUUCGAUAUCGGAACAAAAAAUUCUGAGAUAUUUGAGGAAUGGUGUCAAUUGGUUCAAUGCGCAUUGGAUGGAUCUAAUGUUUGCGUGUUUGCGUAUGGUCAAACUGGAUCAGGCAAGACAUACACUAUGUCCAAUGAAGGUGACGGCAUGAUACCAUCAUCUAUCAGCAAAAUUUUCCACGAUGUCGAGGAGCUCAAGGCACAAGGAUGGAGUCAUGAAGUGGAAGCCAGCUUUAUCGAAAUUUACAAUGAAACUAUUGUGGAUUUGUUCAGUGAUUCAGGCAAGCCUGCAAAGCAUGAGAUCAAACAUGAUGACACCACUGGCACUACUGUUGUCACUAACCUCAAGACAAACAUUAUGAAUGGUGUUACUGAAGCGCUUGAAUGUCUAUUGAAAGCCAAUAAGAGACGAGCAACCGCAGCAACAGAUGCAAACGAGCGGUCCUCAAGAUCACAUUCGGUGCUUACUAUCAGGAUAAAGGUCUCUUUCGUGUCUCGGUGA
Candidozyma pseudohaemuli is the source of this 1470-nucleotide messenger RNA. It is a transcript of the gene KAR3, whose product is annotated as Kar3p. Lineage: Eukaryota; Fungi; Ascomycota; Pichiomycetes; Serinales; Metschnikowiaceae. Gene Ontology annotation, molecular function: ATP binding; microtubule motor activity; microtubule binding. The record is from RefSeq and is a predicted model, not a curated record. The coding region runs from base 1 to 1470 and encodes 489 amino acids. The transcript has 2 exons. Gene Ontology annotation, biological process: microtubule-based movement.